AUGGAAGCCAAUACGAUAACUAUACAUUGGCACGACGAGAACCUGCCUAUCUACUCGGUGGAUUUCCAGGCAUCAGAAAACAACAAAUCACCUCGAUUCGCAACCGGAGGAGGUGAUAAUAACAUUCGAUUAUGGGACGUACAAUACACUCCAUUUGCAGUCAACUAUCUAUCUACUCUCCUGAAACAUACCCAAGCUGUCAAUGCCGUCAAGUUUGACCGCACGGGGAACUUGUUGGCCUCUGCCGGUGAUGACGGGUCGUUAAUCAUCUGGAAACGAUCGGACACCAUAGUAAAGGAAUUUGGUAGUGAAGAUGACGAUGAUGCAAAGGAAUCAUGGAUAGCGAAAAAUAUCUUACGAUCUUCAACAUCUGAAAUCUAUGACAUAUCUUGGUCUCCAGACUCGAAAUUUAUAGCUACAGGUUCAAUGGACAAUAUAACGAGAGUGUAUAGCGUUGAGGCACCCAUAGGACAAGUGUUCCAAUUGAAUGAACAUUCACAUUAUGUUCAAGGAGUUGCUUGGGAUCCACUUGGGAAAUAUUUAGCAACGCAAUCGGCAGAUAGAAGUGUCAAUGUUUAUGAAUUAAUGGCAAAUAAUGAACCAAAAUUACUUGGAAAGAGUCAAAAGGCAAAUUUCUCUAUAGUUGAACCAUCAACCGCAUCACACACACCAGAUAGAAACAUUGAGUCUAACUCUAUAGAGCCUGAUUCAACUUUAGAUCCGAUACAAUCGGUAAUUUUAGCCGCUACAUCUGCUGCAGUGGCAUCGACUUCGACGACACCCAUUGCCCCAAUUCCUAAAAAAUCAAGAACUUCAUUACUUUAUCAUUCAGAAACUUUACAAUCUUUCUUUAGAAGAUUAACAUUUUCUCCAGAUGGAAGUUUAUUACUUGCACCUCUGGGAGUAUUCAAACCAGAUGGCGAAGAAUCAGAGGAAACAAAUACGAUAUAUAUAUAUACACGGGCAGGACUCGGAAAGGGCCCAGUUUGUCAUAUUCCAGGAAUGAAAAAGCCAGCCAUUGCAAUUUCAUUUUCUCCAAUAAAGUAUACUAUUGACAAAUCAGAAUCGGAAGCAGCAUUUCAACUUCCUUACAAGAUGGUAUUUGCAGUAGCUACCCAGGAUUCGGUAAUUGUUUAUGAUACGGUGAAUUUGAAACCAUUAGGAUAUGCUUCAAAUUUACAUUAUUCAACUAUUACUGAUUUGGUUUGGAAUAAGGAUGGACAAAGUAUAAUAGUUAGUUCUACUGAUGGAUUUUGUUCAUCGAUAAUAUUUAAAGAAGGCAUAUUUGGGAAGAAGGAGAAUAGAGAGGGAGAAGAAUUGAGGGUAAAGGUGAAGGAAGAACUUAAAAAAGAACUGAAGGAAGAACAUAAAGAAGAAUUUAAAGAGGAACAUAAAGAGGAACAUGAAGAAGAACUUAUGGAGGAACGUAAAGAGGCACUUAAAGACAUCAAAACGACUCCAAUUGAACAAUUCGUUCAUCUGACUAAGAUUUCUAUAGAACAGAAAGCUACCCAACCUACAAACCCAUCCAUUGAACUGUCUAAUGUUGUUGAUAAAAAUAUUCAUAAACAAGAAGUGAAAGAAGUUCCUACCAAGAAAAGAAGAAUUCAACCAAUACUAAUUGAAUGA
[Candida] anglica is the source of this 1629-nucleotide messenger RNA. The record is from the annotation of a GenBank genome assembly. NCBI's taxonomy places the organism in Eukaryota, Fungi, Ascomycota, Pichiomycetes, Serinales, Debaryomycetaceae.